Messenger RNA from Folsomia candida, 1047 nucleotides. RefSeq lists its product as uncharacterized. The transcript is spliced from 3 exons. The coding region runs from base 147 to 866 and encodes 239 amino acids. The record is from RefSeq and is a predicted model, not a curated record. NCBI's taxonomy places the organism in Eukaryota, Metazoa, Arthropoda, Collembola, Entomobryomorpha, Isotomidae.
UCAUUCUUUAAGUAAUAAGAGCACGAGUAGUUUGUAUCUUCAAAUCUCUUCACUCUUUACACCAACACGUCUCAUCCGCCUGGUCUCGUUCACUUUCAGAAUCCAGCCUUAUUUAACUAGGAAAAUAUUUCUAUUUAACGUCAACAAUGGAGUCAAGGUCUAGUCCAAGAAAGAACAAUAAUAGCAAAAGGUCAAUCAUUGCUACAGUUGUCAUCGUCGUCGUAAUUGCGUUAAUUUGCUGCUAUUUCAUUUUCAAGCCGAAACAAUACAACACAUUUGAAGAUUUAGCUGUUCUCAGCUAUGGCGAUACUUGCAACCGAGAGGCAGAAACACUCCGAUCUAAUCUGCCCUUGACAAUGGACAACAUUUUCCUCAAGAAUCAAGUCAACCUUAGAAACUCUGUCGCGACGCCUUUCAUAGAGUCGGGAUUCACAGAAAAGAGGGUCGAGCUUUGUAAUCCAUACGAACUGCUGGUAUGCAACGCUACCACGGCAAAAUGUGACUGUGGGGAUUACUCACUAACCUCAAUUUAUGGGGAACGCUACGCCCCGAGAAUGAUCGUUUCCGAGAGAGGUGGUUCCUUAAGGAAGAAAAAUCACAAAAUUUGCCGCUGGGCUCAUGGCACGUAUUGUGUCCCAAAUAACGUUACCAGCAGUUUUGAUCAAAAUGUUCGUUAUGACUUUGGUUGCACGGACGGGACAAGCUGUAAAGUUAAGGGGUCAGGAAAACCGUGCACGAUGGAAACCUUUGAAACAUAUAUGGAGGAAAAUGAGAGAGAAAAGUUCACAACGGAUCUCUACACUGGAAAAAUUUGCACGUGUCAACCGGACAAUUAUUAUUUUAGAGUGUUGGAAGUCCUGACCUGAAUACAAAUCUGGAUCCAGAUUAAUUUGAAAGUUAACUACAGAAUGUUGUGUUCCUAAAAAAUAUGUAUUCACACAUUUUAUUUUUUGCAGCUAAAUAGUUUCUGUUAUCACAUUUUUGUACACAAUUUUCCACGCUUGUUGUAUGAAAUUAAUAAACAUCUUGCAUGAUUUGACGACACAA